This is a messenger RNA of Nicotiana tabacum (common tobacco), 2281 nucleotides long. RefSeq names its product scarecrow-like protein 21. NCBI's taxonomy places the organism in Eukaryota, Viridiplantae, Streptophyta, Magnoliopsida, Solanales, Solanaceae. The record is from RefSeq and is a predicted model, not a curated record.
UAGUCAAUGAUUAUUGUACGUUUAAUGCUGACUAAAAAUAUCUUCUGAAGUUAAGCGACGAAAAUCAGCAUAACUAUUUUUUCCGGAAUAUUAUUACAAAGCUGAAAAUCAAGAUUGAUGCUCUCCUUGAGGCCCCAUUGCUGUGAAAUUUUGUUUUGACUUUCAUUGGUCAUUUUUUCAGCUGGCUUCUUCACCACUAGUGGCCAAGACUUGAGGGCUUCCCAAAAUGGAAUAUGCCGUGUUUAAAGUUAGCAUUUUUUGAUAAUUGCUUCACUUGUGUUGUUGGACUUCUGCUUAAAGAUAUCUCCUCUGAGUAUCAGCUUGGAGCUGGAGAACUUUCUGUUAACGAUUUCAACCCGGUUGUAUGCUGGAAUUGGUACUAUUGUCUUCUGGAUAUCUAAAUUGAUUUCACAAUGAGGCCUUCUCAAAACGCGAAGGAUAUCAAUGAGUUUAACAGGUUCUAUAACCAACCCGUAGAGGAUCAAGAAUCUUUUUCCCUGCCUUCCAUUAACAACCCGAAUAGCAACCAAUUACUUUAUGCUGAUUGUGGUCAGCAGACACAAUUCUCUGCCUUAAAACACAACCAAUACUGCUAUGUUGAAUCAUCCACUGGAAAUUCUAAUGAACUUGUCUCCGAUUCUCCUCCUGUUGAUACUUUCUUUGCUGGUGACAAUUCCAUGAUGCACCAAGGUUCUGAUUCAUGUCCUUCGGACAUGCAUCAUUCUCCUAAUGACACAUACCACUCUUCAGGUAACAGUUCGUGCUUCACUAGUGAUGGUACUGGCCUGAAGCACAAGCUAAAGGAACUCGAAACUGCAAUGCUGGGGCCUGAUUCAGAAAGCUUGGAGUCAUAUAAUACUACUCCAUUGGCUGCAGCCAAUCAGAUUUCGUCGGAGUCAGAUAAAUGGGUUGAUAUGAUGGAGAUGAUGCCUAAUGGAGAUUUGAAACAAGUGCUUAUUGCCUGUGCUAAAGCAAUAGCAGAUAAUAAUUUAGUAACAGCUGAAUGGUUAAUGUCAGAACUACGCACAGUGGUAUCAGUUUGCGGUUCUCCAAUGCAACGCUUAGGAGCGUAUAUGCUGGAAGGAUUAGUUGCCAGAUUGGCCUCCUCAGGAAGCUCCAUCUACAAGGCCCUACGGUGCAAAGAGCCGACUAGCGUUGAGCUAAUGUCAUACAUGCAUUUGCUUUAUGAAAUCUGCCCAUACUUCAAGUUUGGAUAUUUGUCGGCAAAUGGUGCAAUUGUUGAUGCCGUGAAAGAAGAGAACACAAUUCAUAUAAUUGAUUUUCAGAUUGCUCAGGGUAGCCAGUGGAUCACCCUAAUCCAUGCUCUUGCAGCCCGGCCCGGUGGACCCCCACGAAUCCGCAUUACAGGAAUUGAUGAUUCCACGUCGGCUUAUGCCAGAGGAGGAGGGAUUGAAAUUGUUGGUCGGAGGUUAUCAAGCAUUGCUGCAUCUUGCAAUGUACCUUUUGAAUUUCAUUCCGUGGCUGCUUCUUGCUCCGAUGUUGAGAUUGAGCACCUAAAGGUUCGGCCUGGCGAACCAUUGGCCGUGAAUUUUGCACUUGUCUUGCACCAUAUGCCUGAUGAGAGUGUUGGCACUAAAAAUCACAGAGACAGACUUCUGAGGAUGGUUAAGAGCUUGUCUCCCAAGAUUGUGACCUUAGUGGAGCAAGAGUCCAACACUAAUACAGUACAGUUCUUUCCCAGGUUUUUGGAGACACUGAACUACUACCUAUCUAUAUUUGAAUCAAUAGAUGUUGCUCUACCUAGGGACCAUAAGCAACGAAUCAACGUUGAGCAGCAUUGCCUGGCCCGGGAAAUUGUGAACAUAAUAGCAUGUGAAGGGGCAGAAAGAGUGGAGCGUCAUGAGCUUCUUGAAAGGUGGAGGUCACGAUUUCUUAUGGCUGGGUUCAAUCCAUAUCCAUUAAGCUCCUCAGUAAAUGCUACAAUCAAGACCCUGCUGGAGAAUUACUACCAAAGUUAUACGCUUGAUGAGAGAAAUGGCGCUCUUUAUCUUGGCUGGAUGAAUCGAGAUUUAGUUGCCUCUUGUGCCUGGAAAUAGUAUCCUACCCUAAGUAGGUGCAUGUAACUUCUAGCUUGAUAAUGGUAAAAGGUAGACCUUUCUGUUUGUAUUCAGUUAAGAGCACCGUACUAUAAUCUUCUUCUUAGAAUCUGUUCCAUAUUUUUCUUCUCUCACAUUGCAUCGUAUUGUGAUAUUGAGGUGUGCAGUACCUGCAGCAUGUGGUUGUGAGCUGACAAUUAAUUGAAAGAUUUAAGUUAUAUGCA